Patella vulgata (common limpet) is the source of this 3414-nucleotide messenger RNA. RefSeq names its product leucine-rich repeat neuronal protein 3. Lineage: Eukaryota; Metazoa; Mollusca; Gastropoda; Patellidae. The coding region runs from base 288 to 2384 and encodes 698 amino acids. The transcript has 2 exons. The record is from RefSeq and is a predicted model, not a curated record. Gene Ontology annotation, molecular function: protein binding.
UGCUUGAUAACUAAAAGAGACUAGUUGAACAGUUUGGGGCUUUAAAAGUAGUUUAUCUGAUGUAUGUAAUGUUCGGCCAGGUGUAUAAAGUUCUAAAAGAUCUGAGAGGUAAACAGGAGCUAAAUUAUUCAAACAUUUAAAAAUACUGAUAGAAAAAAAUGGUAGCUAUGCCUGUAUAUAAUUCAAUAUUAUAAGAAAAAUCGAGAAUGUCUCUAGAGAAUAUGUUACUGACAACAACUAUGAUCAACAACACAAUAAGUCAGUGGUGGGAAUGAAAUGAAUAGAAAAUGUUAAUUAAGUCGGAAGGCAACAAUUUAUUGACAAUCAUUGUGUGUAUAGUGGUGACGUCGUACUGUCUGGAAGUUUCUUCAAAUCAUGAUCCAAAACCAGGAACAUGUCCAGAGAAAUGUGAUUGUGGUAGACAUCUGAUAUAUUUGCUGGAAAAUCAAGUAUACAUUGUAAAUUGUAGUGGAGUGGGAUAUGUAGAUGUACCGUCUAGAUUGCCGAGCAAUACAAAUGCUCUAUUACUAACCAACAACAAUUUCCAUAAUUUAUCCCAUUUGGGACCGCUGCCAAAUUUACAACUACUUGACCUGUCACACAAUGUCAUACAAUACAUAGAUAAUCAUUGGUUGUUUGAAUACCUUCCUAAUCUACAUAUAUUACGCUUAUCUGACAAUGCCAUAAGAGAACUAAAACAUGGUAGUUUCAGUGGAUUAAAAAAUCUUCAAUCCCUUGAUCUAUCCCAUAACAUUCUUCAGCAUGUGGAACUUCAUGCCUUUGGUGGCCUGAAUCAUCUAGCAAGGUUGUAUCUGGAUCAUAAUCAAUUAACCAAUCUCGACAGAUCUUGGUUCCUAUCCAUGAGUUUAUUGUAUGAAGUGUACCUUUCCCAUAAUCUGAUAAGUCGAUUAGAAGCUAAUGGUUUUGACAUGUUGUCACAAGUUGUUCAUCUCGAUUUAUCCAACAAUAUAAUAAAAACAAUAAACAGUGACACAUUCGCUGGACUUAAUAGUCUCAAAGUCUUAGAUCUUUCCAAAAACAAAUUGACAUCUUUCCCAGUGGAUUGUUUUCAGAAGCUUCGAUAUUUUGAAACAUUAAUUUUGGACUCUAAUCCUAUCAGACGGUUAAAAACUAAAGACAUAUCCGAUUUGAAUAUAAGUGUGUUGUCAUUAAGUUACAUGCAUUUACUUCGUGUAACAGAAUCAAAAGCAUUUUACAAUUUAUCUAAACUAGUUUCGUUAAAACUUCAUGACAACCCAGCAUUCUUGUAUAUAAAUCCAACAGCGUUUUACAAUGUGCCACAUUUAGAAAGACUUUAUUUGCAUAAUAACGGGCUGAUGGGUAUAUCUCCACAUAUACAGAUCUCGCUUCCGAACAUCAAAGAACUACAUUUAUAUCAUAAUCCAUUGCAUUGUGAUUGUAAUAUAUAUUGGAUCAAAAAACAGUUAGUCAGUGGUGAAAUUCAUAACAAAUCUACUAUAUUUACAGAUUCUGAUAAACUAGUGUGUGAUUCUCCCGAUACAAACAUUAAUGUUCCACUCAGACAGGUACCCCUUCCCUCCCUGUCACCAGUGUGUCCUCCCACCACCCUUCCCCUCUUUCAAGAUUACUAUAAUUUAUCUAUAGGACAAACACUGUCACUGGAAUGCGAAGCUUUAGGGGUACCUAGUCCAGAUUUAGUGUGGUUAUUACCUAACGGUCAACUGAACACAUCUGCUCAUGAUCAGCGUAUCAUAAUCAAAGAAACAACCUUAAUAACACUGAAAGGUGUAUUGCAAAGUGAUAGUGGUACAUACGCCUGUAAGGCUUCAAAUGUUCUGGGAUUCGACAUCAGUUCUACUGCUGUUAAUGUAGCAAACAAAGAUUUAAAAAUUGUACCCAUAGGAAUAUUUAGUGACUAUAUAACUGUGGCAUGGAAAGGAACAAUUCCACGAUUAAAUUUGGCAGAUUUUCAACUCAAUUAUCAUACCAAAACAUCAACAAAUCAACCCCAAAAAAUUCAUCUGCAUAAACUGUUACACAGAUAUACAAUUACUGGUUUAAAACCUAUGACAACUUAUGAAGUGUGUUUAACAUAUCUAGACCAAUAUCUGGUGCACUGUCAAAACAUUACAACCAAUCAAAAGACAGCUAUUAAACUUGGCAUUACAAGAAUUACCAAUACCCAUAUCAUUGUGGGUAUAACCAGUUUCAUAGGUUCAGUGUUAACAUUUAUUUUGAUUGGGUAUUUAUGGAAAAAGUUCCACACAAAGAAAGGCUACAUUGAUCCUGAAGGCAAAAAACAUGAUCAUAUGUCACCUAUUCCAUUGGAAAACUUGUACCAACCACCAAGUACACCAUUAUGUUCUUCUAGGACAGCCUUGCUUCCUAAUUCCCAAAUCUAAUUCGUCUCUUUAUGUAAUUAUUUUUCAUGCACAUUUAUUCAUUUACAAUGAUCAAAAAUUUGAACUGAACCGAUAAAAUCAUAAUAAAAAUUACAAAUCUAAAAAAUCCUCUAAAUACUGAAUACAAAAGAAUGUGAGCAAGUAAUUUAUAAUUAAUGUGCUAAAUGCAUCCUACAUGUAUAUGGCCAGUUCCAUUAAUUUUAAUAUGCAUCUUUCUUUAAACCAAUAUUUAUUUGGAUGAAAGCUUUAAUUAACACCACUAUGUUAAUAUGAAGGCAAUGGGAAAUCAUGCUAGAUCAUUCAAUAUUUAUCAUGCUUCAGCAAGAUAUAAAUAUAUAUAUGUACAUGACAAUAUUUUACAAACAAAUUUGUUCUAUCACUGCAUCUCUAUCAUUGAUGAAAUACAUAUCAUAUAAAAUAUAAUGUAAAUAAUCAUUUAUGAUUGUCAGCUCUUUUUUAUUUUACUGAAAACAUAUUUCUACUUUUCACCUUAUGGUAUGAUUAGCUGUGUUUCCAACAUGGUUUGUAUUGAAACUAGUAGCACAGAUCCAUUAUUAUUAUAAAUAAUAGUGCUACAUCUAGUACUACCAUUAAACUAAUUUGAAAAUUAAUAUUACUGGAAUAUGAAUUGAUAAUUACAUAUUCUGUGAAAAAACCAAGAUGGAUUGCCCUUAAUUUUUAAAGUACUGGACAUUCUGAAAUAUCGGAAAUAAUUUUACUUUUGUCACCAUUUAUUUCAUUCAUUAUAUAAAAUUAUAUCUUUGAUUAUAAGGUUAUAUUUUAUCUAGUUCAAUAAUUCAAAAUUAUGUAUAAAAUGAUUUUUAAUGUUUCAUUAUUAUGUAUAUUCCAGUUAUUGUUAACGCUGUCAAUAAAUACUUUUGUAUGAUUUAUUACCCUUUUCAUUAUCUACAAAUUACAGGAAAAUAAUGGAAAACCCCAUCUGAUUGAUGUAUUAAUUAUAAAAAUCCAUAUAAAAUAAAUCUCUAAUCAAUACUGUAGAUAUCAAAGGGAAAUAAAGACUGAAAUGUUA